AUGUCAAAUAUCCUUGCCCUUAACGCUGGCAGUUCAAGUCUAAAAUACAAAAUAUACAUUUAUCAAAAUGCCCAUGAAAAUAAUAACAAUAAAUUAAUACUCUUAUCCAAAGGCCAAGUAACCGAAAUCGGGUGCAGAAACAGUGAAUUUUCAGCAAAGUUAUAUUCAUCUUCCACGCUUGAACAAAUUGAUCGAUUUUCACAAAAUAUCGAGGCACCCACCCACGAGAUAGCAUUCACUCACGUCCUCUCGUAUUUACUCGAUAAAAUAAAUCAUUUGAAUGAGUGUAAAAAUAUAUCGAUUGCACAUCGAGUUGUCCAUGGGGCCACAGAAGAAAAACCAAUGAUAAUUUCUUCUUCCGAUGAUCAUUCUUCUCUCGAACAUGCAUUAAAAAAACUUGAUUCCCUAUCUGAACUCGCUCCUUUACAUAAUCAUACAAGUGUUUUAAUAAUUCGCAAGUGCUUGGAUUCUCUUCCUACCGCAAAAAAUUAUAUAUUUUUCGAUACAAUAUUUCAUCGUACAUUGCCAAAAGAAGUUUACACUUAUGCUUUGCCGUACGAGAAAUGUCAAUUAAGACGAAUUCGAAAGUAUGGAUUUCACGGACUCAGUCAUUCUUAUGUGACUCAAUGUGCAAGUGCAUAUUUGGGUGUGGAUUGGAAAAGUGAAGAAGUGAGAUUUAUAAGCUUACAUUUGGGAAGUGGUGCGAGUGUAUGCGCUGUUAGAGGUGGAAAGAGUAUUGAUACUAGCAUGGGAUUAACACCAUUAGAAGGUUUGCCAGGUAUAACGCGCGCCGGAACGGUCGAUCCAUGUGCAAUAUUUCACCUCUCGGAUUUAGCAAAAUCUGGAGUUGAAUCUCGUCAUCCAACAGAUAGAAAAUUUCAUCUAACCGAAGCAGAAUCAAUUCUAAAUCAUGAUUCUGGAAUUAAAGGAAUUUGUGGAAUAUCCAAUUUCGCCGAAAUAACAAAGAUUAUAAAUGACAAAGAAAGAAACAACGAGAAAUUUGAACGAGCCAAAUUAGCAUUCGAUCUAUUCGUCGACCGAAUUCUACACUUCAUUGGGGCGUAUUAUGUAACUCUUGAGGGAAAAGUUACAGGAUUGUUAUUUACGGGUGGAAUUGGAGAGCAUUGUUGGGAGAUUCGUGAAACUGUAUGUGAAAGAUUAAAAUGCUUGGGUGUUGGUGAAUUGGAUAAAGAAAAGAAUCAAAAUGCAGAUAAAGAAUUUGCUGGUGGCAAGAAGGAAAUGGCACGACAAUUGAUUUCGAUGCAGAAAGAAAAAUAA
Ambispora gerdemannii is the source of this 1278-nucleotide messenger RNA. The record is from the annotation of a GenBank genome assembly. Lineage: Eukaryota; Fungi; Glomeromycota; Glomeromycetes; Archaeosporales; Ambisporaceae.